GCUGUUCAUCUAGCGCGCGCGGUUGGCGGCGGGCGCAGUUUCGGUGAGAUGUCAGAGCAAGAAGAGAACGGCUUGUUUGAAGAACCAGAUUAUGAAUUUGAAGAGGAUGAGACUUUUCCUCCCUUCCCACCUCCAGCCUCUCCAGAGAGAGAUCCUGUAGAAGCUGACCCUGAUGAAGAAUCAGGAAAUAGAGCACCUGUUCCUGUACCGCCAAAGAGAACAGUUAAAAGGAAUCUACCCAAGCUAGAUGCUACUAGAUUAACUUCAGAGAGAGGGCUUCCAGCCUUAAGGCAUGUGUUUGAUAAUACAAAAUUCAAGGGGAAAGGUCAUGAGGCUGAAGACUUGAAAACGCUAAUCAGACACAUGGAGCACUGGGCACAUAGGUUAUUCCCCAAACUGCAGUUUGAAGAUUUUAUUGACAGAGUUGAAAAUUUAGGAAAUAAAAAGGAGGUUCAGACCUGUUUAAAACGAAUUCGACUUGAUCUCCCCAUUGUACAUGAAGAUUUUGUUACCAAUGAUGAUAAAGUUGAGGAAACUAACAGCCUCGAUGCAACUGCUGCUGGAUUUGAUCCCUUUGUGACAAGUUCACCUGACAGCAAGAAGUUGGCUUCUGAAUUAAGUAGAAGCCUGACAGAAGAGCAGCAACAGAGAAUUGAGAGAAAUAAACAACUGGCCUUGGAAAGAAGGCAGGCAAAGCUACUGAAUAAUAGCCAGUCCUUAGAAAAUGACGUGUUAAUGAGUACAUCCUGGGCACAGACAGUUAAAGAGAACAGUAUUGUUGAAGAUCAAGAAGAGUCAAAUGGAUUAAACAUAGACACUGCAGAUGGCCCACAUGAUGCUCCUUCUGCUGAUACAAACGAAGAGGAACAUUUCAAAGCAGAGGAAACACAGCCGGACCAUACUAACUUAGACUAAUCCAGAUAUGUUAUAAGUAGCCAGCCCUCCACAGCAAAAUUCUGCAAGUUUGGAGUUAUUUGUAUUUUUUUUCUACUUUGUAUAAGUCCUAUGAUUUCUAUGGAUUUCUGCUUAAAAUAUAGUGACUGUUUAUAAUUGUCUUUCCUACUUAUUUUAGUUAAGUAUUUAUUAUUUUUGGUGUGCUAUAUAAAUCUGACUUUAUAAGCUGUUCUAGUUUGUAUUGAAUUCUUUUUCACUAAAUUGGGUACUGUUUUAAAAUGUAAAUAUGCACUGACUAGUAGGUCAGUUUUUAUAAAGAAAUAAAUCUAUUUUUGCA
Acomys russatus (golden spiny mouse) is the source of this 1231-nucleotide messenger RNA. It is a transcript of the gene Tipin, whose product is annotated as TIMELESS interacting protein. Gene Ontology annotation, biological process: replication fork processing; DNA replication checkpoint signaling; DNA damage response. The record is from RefSeq and is a predicted model, not a curated record. Gene Ontology annotation, molecular function: DNA binding. The transcript is spliced from 8 exons. Bases 49 to 915 code for a protein of 288 amino acids. NCBI's taxonomy places the organism in Eukaryota, Metazoa, Chordata, Mammalia, Rodentia, Muridae. Gene Ontology annotation, cellular component: nucleus; replication fork protection complex.